GAAAAUCAGGAGGUGUGCGCCAUCCGGUCCACAACAACCUCCUCAAUUUCUGUUUAAUUUAAUCGCUUUCUACAAGUACUUUUUCCACGAAUGGCUAAGCGAAACAUGCAUCAAGCGACCAUGCAAAGCAGUAAUUCUCCCCAACCAGCUUUACGCACCACCGACUGCCCGGAGGAAUCAACGGGGAACAAAGACAGUCCAGAGCCGAAGGAGGAGCUUUCUCCUGGGGCCGAACCAGCAGAAGAAGCCGUGGAAGGAAGCGAGGAACCCCGGGAUGAAAUGACCCUGGAUAUCAACAGUUUUAGGAAGCCUGGAGAGAAGACUUUCACUCAGAGAUCCCGGCUUUUUGUGGGGAACCUCCCGGUGGAUAUCCCCGAGGAAGAGUUCAAAGAUAUGUUUGCUAAAUAUGGAAAUAUCAGCGAGGUGUUUAUCAACAGAGAGAGGGGCUUCGGCUUCAUUCGCUUGGAAACACGGACACUAGCAGAGAUUGCUAAAUGUGAGUUGGAUGGGACUGUGAUGAACAAUCGACCAAUCAGGAUCCGCUUUGCUACACACGGUUCUGCACUCACUGUACGCAACCUGUUACCUGCAGUGACCAAUGAGCUGCUAGAACAG
Molecule: messenger RNA, 615 nt
Organism: Notothenia coriiceps (black rockcod)
Lineage: Eukaryota; Metazoa; Chordata; Actinopteri; Perciformes; Nototheniidae
Product: paraspeckle component 1-like
Exons: 2
Molecular function (GO): RNA binding
Source: RefSeq, a predicted model, not a curated record